Leptidea sinapis is the source of this 1679-nucleotide messenger RNA. RefSeq names its product pre-mRNA-splicing factor CWC25 homolog (gene Cwc25). The transcript has 4 exons. The record is from RefSeq and is a predicted model, not a curated record. Gene Ontology annotation, biological process: mRNA splicing, via spliceosome. NCBI's taxonomy places the organism in Eukaryota, Metazoa, Arthropoda, Insecta, Lepidoptera, Pieridae. Gene Ontology annotation, cellular component: U2-type spliceosomal complex. The coding region runs from base 322 to 1659 and encodes 445 amino acids.
CAAUAAAAUGGCGUAUCGUCUGUAAUUUUGUACAGUCAAAAAGUGUAUUGCAUUGUGUACCUAUGUGAUAUUGUUUUUAUUCUGUGGGUGUUUACUGUUUUAUCAUCCUAAAUGAAUACUAUAAUAAGAUAGGCAAUGUAAACUUAAUUUAUUAAUUAUAUUAUGUAUAAUCAGUGUCUAGGUAUCAUCAAUAAAAUUUAAAUUCUAAAACCUAGUGUUUUACAUAAUCUUGUGAUUGUGGUCAGUUGGCAGUUCUUGUAAACAAUCUUUUUUAUUACCUUUAACUUAUACGUCAUAAACAGUGCUUUAUUUACUUACGCCAUGGGUGGAGGUGACCUGAAUUCAAAAAAAUCAUGGCACCCGAGUACAUUAAAGAAUCAGGAACGUGUUUGGAAAGCAGAACAGGCUGCAGCAGAAGAGAAAAAAAGAAUUUUGGAGUUACAACAUGAACGAGCAGAGGAAAAGGACAGAGAUGAACUUAAUAGUUUAGUGCGAAAGAAUUUCAGUGUAGAGAAAAACUUGGAUGAUAAACGUCUGGACUGGAUGUAUAAUAAACCAGAAAAACAAGUUCAGCAAGAGGAAUAUUUACUUGGUAGAGCUAUUGGAAAAAGCUAUGAUCAAUCUGGGAAAUCUGAUCAACCGGAGAUUCCUGCUGUUGCACGAAGAGUAGUUGGUUCCAGCAUGAUAACAGCAGCAAGCGAUGUUCAGGUUGAUCUAGCUCGCAAACUCCGUGAGGAUCCAUUACUGUUGGUCCAGGAGAGAGAGAGGGCAGCACGAGCAGCAUUACUAAAUAAUCCAGUCCAAAGGCGUCGACUUACUGAGCUGCUGCGUAAAGAGCAGGAAGCAAACAGCCAAAAAAAAGCUAAGAAAAAACACAAAAAGAAGGACAAAGACCUUGAUAAUAUAUUAGCUGCAAAAUUAAAUGCCUUAGGUUCAGACAAGAUAGAUUUGUCAAAACUUUUAGAAUCUGAUGACUCUUCAGAUGAGUCUUCUUCAAGUCAUGAGAAAUCAAAGAAAAAAAAGAAGAAAAAGAAAUCCAAAAAAGAAUCUAAAGAGAAGAAGAAAGAUAAAAAGAAGUCUAAACAUAAAACAGAAAAUGAUGAAUCUGACAAGAGUAGGAAACGGAAGAGUAGUGAUUUUGAGAAUGAGUCUAGAGAUGAACAGUAUAGCAAAAAACAGAAGAGAGAUGUGUCAGAUGACUAUAAUAAAUGCAGUUCCUCUUCAAAACCUAGUAAAUAUAAUGAAAGAGACUUUAAAAAACCUCAUAGUGAUAAAGGGUCAGAGAGACGGUAUGGUCUUGAGACAUUUGGUGAUAAGCAGAGAUCACAUUAUAAAGAUAGAAAGGAAUAUACGACUACUGAUGAUAAAACUAAAACUGAUCACAGAAGCAGCAAAAAAAUUGGUUUGAGCGCAGAAGAAAAAGCAGCAAGAUUGGCGGAAAUGGCAGCUGCUGGCGCAGAAAGGGAAGUCCAAAGAGGACGUAAAGUGGCAGCACAGUUGGCUGAAAAAGAAAUAGAGGAGAAGUUAUCAAAUUCACGUUUACCAGCUCGAAGUGAAGCCAGAGCCUUGCCUGACUCUCUCGAGAGUAGAAUUCACUCAAACAGACAUUAUAUCCAAAGGGAUAAAAGACAAAUGAAUGAGAACUUUGCCAGAAGGUGAUUAAAAAAAAUACUCUUACA